CCACAUCAUCCGCCGCGCUUUCCCGCUCACUCCCGACCGCACCACCACCUCCGCACCGCCCAUCAUGCCGGACAAGGCUGCGGAAAGUAGCGAGCAUGUCGACCCCGUCAUGCUCUCGCUCUUUGCCGCGCGCUUCAUGUCCGUCGCCGAGGCGAUGGGACGGUGUCUGGAGCAGACGGCCAUCAGCGUCAACAUCAAGCUGCGUCUCGACUUCUCCUGCGCCCUCUUCUCGCCGACGGGCGACCUGGUGGCCAAUGCGCCGCACCUGCCCGUGCACCUUGGCAGCAUGUCUUUUGCCGUGCGCUACCAGAUUGCGCGCGCAAAGGAGCUUGGCGAGCCCAUUGAGGACGGCGAUGUGAUCCUUGCGAAUCACCCGGCGGCGGGCGGCAGCCACCUGCCGGACAUUACGUGCAUCACGCCCGUGUUCGGCAAGAAGGGAGAGAUCAUCUUCUUUACCGCGAGCAGAGGGCAUCACGCUGACAUCGGCGGCAUCCUGCCUGGCUCUAUGCCGCCGACCAGCAAGACGCUGUACGAGGAAGGCGCACAGAUCAAGUCCUUCAAGCUCGUGCGCAAGGGCGUGUAUGACCGCGAGGCUCUCGUGAAGCUGCUGUGCGACGAUCCGGCGCAGUAUGCCGGCUGCAGUGGCUCGCGCUGCUUCCGCGAUGUCGAGAGCGACUUGCACGCGCAGAUUGCGGCGAACCGCAAGGGCGUCCAGCUCAUUGACUUGCUGGUCGACGAGUGGGGCCUGGAGACUGUGCAGGCAUACAUGCUGCACAUCCGCAACAAUGCCGAGCUUGCUGUGCGCAAUCUGCUACGCGAGGUGGCGGAACGGCAAGGCUCAAACGAGCUGUGGGCUCGCGACUACAUGGACGACGGCUCGCCCAUCGAGCUGCGAGUCACGAUAGAUCCUGAGAAGGGCUCGGCCAUCUUUGACUUCGAGGGCACCGGACCAGAGGUCUACGGCAACACGAACUGCCCACGCUCAGUCUCGCACAGCGCCAUCAUCUACUGCCUGCGCGCAAUGGUCUCGACCGAGAUCCCGCUCAAUCAGGGCUGUCUCGAGCCGAUUGAGGUGCGCAUCCCAGCUGGCUCGCUGCUGGACCCCAGCGACGACGCUGCCGUGGUGGGCGGCAACGUGCUCACCUCGCAGCGCGUCACGGAUGUGGUGCUCAAGGCGUUCAAGGCCGCCGCCGCCAGCCAGGGCGACUGCAACAACCUGACGUUCGGCCGCGGCGGCCAGACGGCCGACGGCAAGCACGUCGAGGGCUUCGGCUACUACGAGACGAUUGCGGGCGGCAGCGGCGCUGGCCCAACGUGGCAUGGCACCAGCGGCGUGCACGUGGCGAUGACGAACACGCGCAUCACGGAUCCGGAGACGCUGGAGCGCAACUACCCUGUGCUGCUGCGGCAGUUCAGCCUGCGGCCUGGCUCGGGCGGCAAGGGGCGCUUCAACGGCGGCAACGGCGUGGUCCGCGAGAUUGAGUUCCUCAACAAGCAGAUCCAGGUCAGCAUCCUCAGCGAGCGGCGAUCCUACCGGCCAUUCGGCAUGGAGGGCGGCGGCGAUGCCCAGAGUGGCCGCAACACGUGGGUGCGCCACCAGGGCGACGAGGAGCGCAAGGUCAACCUCGGCGCGAAGGCUACGGCACUCAUGGGCCGCCUCGACCGCAUCAUCGUCGAGACGCCAGGCGGCGGCGCAUGGGGCGCGCCCGGCAGUGAGGCAGACGACGAGCCCAGCAAGCAGGAACGGCAUCAUGGCGCGCGCGGCAGUCUUGCUGAUCGAGCAGCAGAGCAGCUGGGCGCAUAAGGCCGAGGCUCGCUUUGAUGGGCAGCAAUGCAUUCAGCGUCACGACACCUCGAUCUCGAAGAGCAGUGCAAAG
This is a messenger RNA of Tilletiopsis washingtonensis, 1877 nucleotides long. Its product is annotated as Hydantoinase B/oxoprolinase. The record is from RefSeq and is a predicted model, not a curated record. The transcript is spliced from 9 exons. NCBI's taxonomy places the organism in Eukaryota, Fungi, Basidiomycota, Exobasidiomycetes, Entylomatales. Bases 65 to 1804 code for a protein of 579 amino acids. Gene Ontology annotation, biological process: glutathione metabolic process. Gene Ontology annotation, molecular function: 5-oxoprolinase (ATP-hydrolyzing) activity. Gene Ontology annotation, cellular component: cytosol.